Molecule: messenger RNA, 2264 nt
Organism: Labrus mixtus (cuckoo wrasse)
Lineage: Eukaryota; Metazoa; Chordata; Actinopteri; Labriformes; Labridae
Product: adenylate kinase 7-like
Exons: 18
Coding region: 124-2232 (702 amino acids)
Biological process (GO): nucleobase-containing compound metabolic process
Cellular component (GO): cytoplasm
Molecular function (GO): ATP binding; AMP kinase activity
Source: RefSeq, a predicted model, not a curated record
AGCAACGGACGGAUAAGUGGAAAGUUUAAGGAAGCGUUGACGCUAAUUUUACAAGUCUAGAUUCUUAAGAAGUUUAGUUUCUUUUUUUUUUUUUUUUUUAUGUUUGUAAGUUAAGGUGUAAAUAUGGAGUCAAAAAAGCAACAGUCUUUGCCCACACGCGUUUUUAUCAACGACGUCGACAGGUAUUCCUCCAAACACAUCGCUAAGUUUCUAGCGACGUUUGUGGCCGGAGAGAGCUCUGAAGAAGCAGAGACAGAGGACACUUCAGCUUCCCCUGGAGGUGAACCUGCUUUCCAAGUAGUGGGAACUGUAUCUGCUUCCGCCAAAGAGGCAAAAGAAAGCUUUCUACUUGAACAAUAUGAGUCACCAACUCGGGAUGAGCUUCUGGAGCGCAUGUUGGAGUGUGAUGUUGUGGUAUACAAUAUCUCAGAAACUGCUUCUCAACAGCAGGUUGAAGAAGCAUCAUGGGCGCUCACAGCUCUUCAAGCUGAGAUGGAGAACUUCAAGUCUCAGAAACUGUUCAUCUUAGUGUCAACUGUGAUGACAUGGGCCAUGACCAAGCCGCAGAAUCCGGAUGAGACAGACGUCGUGCUAUCAGAGGAAGAGUACAUUAGAAGAAGACCACAUAUCAGUUUCAGACACCACCAUAAUCUGGAGAAACUUGUGCUGAAACUGCAUGGAGGUAAAAAGUCACAACUUAAGGGCUAUGUUGUAGCCUCUGGUCUUCAGUAUGGAAAGGGAGAGAAUCUUUUUCACUACUUCUUCAAGGUGUCUUGGUUGAUGCAGUUCCCAAAAGUUCCUGUUUUUGGACAGGGAACAAACCACAUCCCCAUGAUCCACGUAAACGACCUCGGAGGAGUGAUUCAAAACAUCAUAGAGGUCAAGCCAAAGUUAAAGUCAAAGUACAUACUGGCUGUUGAUGACUCCAAGAACACUUUGGAGGAAAUUGUAAAGAUGAUAAGUUAUACACUUGGUUCAGGAGAUGUAAACAUACUACCCCAAGAAGAGGCCAUCACCAUGAAGGCUUUCCAGCCUGAAGAAUUACAGUUCCUAAGUAUCGACCUGCGUCUGGAUACUUUAAUGAUCAAAGACAUCUUCAUCCUCAACUGGACGUCCGAGGCCGGGAUGGUUGAAAACAUGAGGAGCAUUGUGAGGGAAUACAAAGACACCAGGCAGCUACUUCCAAUCAGAAUGUGUAUAGUUGGCCCUCCGGCUGUGGGUAAAACCACUGUGGCAGAGAAGCUGUGCAGUCAUUACCAAAUCCACCACAUCACGAUCAAAGAGGUCAUCGAGGAGAAGAUCACACAACUGAAGGAGACGGUGGAUAGUGAUGACACUGACCUCGUCAGUGAAGAGGUUUCAGCUGCUGCACAGAAACAACUGGAAACGUUGAACAAGAGCAUGGAAAUGAAUGCAGGUCGUCUAGCUGAUCGUCUAGUUUUUGACAUAUUGGAAGAAAAGCUGCAUUCAAAACCAUGCAGCAACCAAGGCUUCAUUCUCGAUGGCUUCCCAAAGACGUACGAGCAGGCCAGGACAAUUUUCACUGAAGAGGCCACAGAGAAUGAGGAUGUGUCCCUCAAAGCACCUGUGUACAACAAGCAGAUUACUCCAGAGCAUGUUUUUGCGCUAAAUGCCUCGGAUGAUUUCCUGAAAGAACGAGCUCAGGGGCUUCCACAGAGUGUGGCAGAGGAACUGGGCUACACGCAGGAGGAGUUCACAGCUCGCCUGAGGAGCAACAGAGAGCGCAGCACCGCUGAAGAAACCCUGCUGGACUACUUUGAUGAGAUUGAGAUUCAUCCAGAACAUAUUGAGGUCACUACAGGUGAUCCGGAGUACACGGGUGUUAUGAAGAAGAUCAUUAAGAUGGUGGGGGCUCCUAAGAACUACGGCCUGAGUCCAGAGGAGCAGGAGGUGGAGAGCAGACAUAAAGAAGAGGGGAGGAGGCUGAAGCUGGCGGCUGAGGCUGCUGAGAAGAAACGCAGGAAUGAAGCUGCUCUGGCUGCGAUGGCUGCUCAGUAUGAGGAGUGGCAAAACAAUUUGUCAGAAGUGAGGAGACAGGAGGAGGAGCUGCUGGAAGCUCGCUGUCUCCCUCUGAGGAACUAUCUGAUGAAGUACGUGAUGCCUUCGCUCUCUGAGGCCAUGUUGGAGUGCAGCAGGAUCAAACCAGAGGACCCUGUUGACUUUUUGGCUGAACAUCUGUUAAGCAACAACAACCAAGAAGAACAACACUAAGGAAGUAAUGAACCACGUGUUAUUUCAGGGUU